Molecule: messenger RNA, 486 nt
Organism: Phytomonas sp. Hart1
Lineage: Eukaryota; Euglenozoa; Kinetoplastea; Trypanosomatida; Trypanosomatidae
Source: the annotation of a GenBank genome assembly
CGACAUUACUAAGUUAAAACAAGGUCGCCCUAAGCCGUCCUUGUUUACAACCCCCCUUUUAUGGGUGCGAUAUUUUCAAUAGCUUCCAUUAAACAAUUAUUUAAGCGGCCAAGAGGUGAUGCGGCAAUUCCAUCUCGCCAUGCGCGAUCUCUUUUUUUAGCGGGCGAGGGCGCGGCUGAGGCGGCGUCGGCGUUUUUGCUCGGCUUGCGCUACCGUGAUGGGGCGGCGUCGGGCCGCGCGUUAUGCCGUUCGGUGUUGGGGGGGUCUUUGGUGGAGGGGACCUACGGCUGCCAUUUUCAUCUUUACGUCACCCCCCACCCGGACGACUCCCACGGGAUCGCGCUCUGCUGGUCGCUCGCGCGGUCGGAUUUACGCGCCGCAGCGUUGGUGAUGCUGGGCCGAGUCGCGAAUAGCUGCCGAAAAACGAUAGUGGUGGUCGACGGGGAGGAAAUGGGCAUCGUCCUGCGGUAUACUACUACGCUUUGA